AUUAGACAUUAAAUGUUUAUCCCUCCUCCUUAUUAUUACAAGUAGUUUACAACUUCAAAAAGCUUUCCAGUACCUGACUUAGAUAAAGUUAGGUAACACACAGAUGAUUAUUAUUCAUUUGGAGAGUUUUAUUAAGUAUUCUGAAUAAUAAUUAUUAGUUCAAAGAUUUUGAAGUUGAUUAAAUAUAGGUUUUAAAAGAAAAAUUGGCAGAAAAAAACAUUCAUGGAAAUUUAAAAUUAAAAUUAAAAGAAUUAAGCAAAGAAAUUUUUGAUAUCUGUCUGAAAAUACAAGACUCAAUUGCAAAUGUUGAUAAUUAGCACAUAGAAUUAAGGUAACAAUUACAUGAGAAUUACGAGCAAUUUAAUUUAAUAUGCUAAUUUAUAAACAUUAAAUAAGUAUUGAUUUAUUUAAGACUGUAGAAAUACAUAGAUUUAGAGGAAAUUUUCAAGAUUGAACUAUUAAAACUUAACCAAAUAAAUAAGGAAAUGGCAGUUAAAAUUGAGGAGUUCCAAAAACAAGUAUCUGAACUAAACUCUGAUUUUAUCACAUAUUGA
Messenger RNA from Paramecium octaurelia, 554 nucleotides. Lineage: Eukaryota; Ciliophora; Oligohymenophorea; Peniculida; Parameciidae. The record is from the annotation of a GenBank genome assembly.